This is a messenger RNA of Parnassius mnemosyne (clouded apollo), 426 nucleotides long. NCBI's taxonomy places the organism in Eukaryota, Metazoa, Arthropoda, Insecta, Lepidoptera, Papilionidae. The record is from the annotation of a GenBank genome assembly.
AUGUCACUUACGCGUGCGGCUGGAUUAGUAAUCUUCAGGUACACAAAUGAAACAAUACAGUUCCUUCUUUUACAAACGUCAUAUGGUGAACAUCAUUGGACUCCUCCGAAGGGUCAUGUAGAUCCAGGAGAGUCAGACUGGGUAACUGCAUUAAGAGAAACUAAGGAGGAGGCUGGGUUGUCAGAGAAUGACUUAGAAAUAUAUCAAGGUAUAUCAAAAACACUUAACUAUCAAGUUAAAGGAAAACCUAAGAGUGUUUUGUAUUGGUUAGCUAAGUUGAAAAACCCAGAUAAAAGUAUUACAUUAUCAGAGGAGCACCAAGACCUCAAGUGGCUGCCUUUGGAUGAGGCACAAGAACUGUCAGGAUAUGAAGAUAUGAAGCAGUUACUUUCAGAAUUUUAUGUAAAAGCGCUGAAACUAGUGUAG